This is a messenger RNA of Fusarium pseudograminearum CS3096, 864 nucleotides long. RefSeq lists its product as uncharacterized. Gene Ontology annotation, cellular component: membrane. NCBI's taxonomy places the organism in Eukaryota, Fungi, Ascomycota, Sordariomycetes, Hypocreales, Nectriaceae. The record is from RefSeq and is a predicted model, not a curated record. Bases 1 to 864 code for a protein of 287 amino acids. The transcript has 2 exons.
AUGGGCUAUCACACAGUCAACUUCGUUCCAACCCUUCGUCAUGCCACCUACCCGGCCAUUGACGAGACGAACCCUGAACUGUCAGCAGAUGGCAAAGUAGUCUUCAUUACAGGCGGUGGUUCGGGUAUCGGGCGCCAAAUAGCCAAAUCCUUCCUGACUGCUGGGGCCAAAGGCAUAUUCCUUGCUGGACGAACUGAAUCGACAUUACACGAGACAGUCAGCGAGUUGAAGAGUUUGUCAGCGUCUACCGACAACAAAACGACCUUUCACUACGCCACGGCUGAUGUUACAGAUGCAGAUACCGUUGAGGCCGCUUUCAAACAGGCCACUCAAGUAUUUGGUCACGUCGACAUAUUGAUCCAGAAUUCUGGCUAUCUCGAUGAUCAUCGUUCUGUAUCAGACUCCGACCUCGAUGACUACUGGAAGACUUUUGAAGUUAAUGUCAAGGGAGGUCUCAUUGUCGUCAAGGAAUUCCUGAAGCAGAGCAGAGCUGGCGACACUAUUAUCAACAUGAGCUCUGGAGCUGGACAUCUCCCCUACCUCCCAGGAUACUCAGCCUAUUCGGGAUCCAAGCUUGCUUUUGCCAAGAUUAUGGAAUAUGUCCAACAUGAACAUCCUGAUCUGCGAGUCUUCAGUAUUCAGCCUGGAGCUGUUGAGACUGCGAUGCAAGCCAAAAGUGGCAUUCCUGCUGUUGAUGAUAUUAGCCUUCCAGCAUCGUACUGCGUGUGGUUAGCUGGUUCUAGGGAUGCAGAUAACCUGAAGGGCAGAUUUCUAUGGACAAAUUGGGAUGUCGAUGAACUUAAGGACCGUAUUGAUGAGAUUAAAGAGAAGAAUCUUUUGAUUCAUGGGCUGAAUGGCUGGUAA